This is a messenger RNA of Lipotes vexillifer (Yangtze River dolphin), 507 nucleotides long. RefSeq names its product putative TLX1 neighbor protein. The record is from RefSeq and is a predicted model, not a curated record. NCBI's taxonomy places the organism in Eukaryota, Metazoa, Chordata, Mammalia, Artiodactyla, Lipotidae.
AUGGUGCCCCUUCAGUUGUUCCAUUCCUGGGGAGGGCGGGUGACGCAGGCAAAUCAGCACCCUCUCCUUUCCCAAGAGGCCAUGGGAACUGGGGAAGGGGGCGAAUCUCCUCCCUGGGGUGAUUCCAGGGCAAGGCACUGGGGAGCCUCCCCGGGUGGGGCCCCUAUUCUUCCCUUGGCCCUGGGUGGGUGUUCUCUGACACCAAUCCCCCAUCCCCACCCUCUGAAUGAACAGUAGCACCACCCUCCCCACCCUCCUCAUACCCAGAGGGAUCUGGUGCCCAGGGAGCCUCAGCUGGAGAUAUCCAGAAUCAGCCAACGAACACUAGGAAACCUUGGUGGAGGCCAAGGGAAACCUGGAUCCUGCAGCGAGUGCGGCCGGCCGGCCAGGAGAGGAAGCCGCAUUCGGGGUGUGAGGCGGGAGAGGUUAAUUAUUGCUCCCCCGCCCCCCACUCCUCCCUCACCCCUGCGCAAGAUGUAUCUGACUGUCAGAAGCGGUGACAGAUGA